ACGCCGGAGCGCGGCCGCGGGGGCCGGGCCGGACCGUGUUACCGGGCUCUCCCCCUGCCCCGGAAGUCCCGCGCUCCCGGAAGUCGCGCUGCCCUCUCGGUCUCUUUCCGCCGCCAUCUUGGACCCCGCUCCCCGCACAAAAUGCCCGGCGAAGCCACAGAAACCGUCCCGGCCACGGAGCAGGAGCUGCCGCAGCCGCAGGCGGAGACAGCUCCAGCUGCCCCCGUUCCUGCUCCCACCCCUGCUCCAGCUGUUCUUCAUGCUGCUCAUUCCCCACCUCUGACUCCAUCUCCAUCCACCCAGGCUCUCCCAGCGCAGCCUCCCAGCGCUGCCACGGCUCUGCCGGGCCCCCCUGGCCCCGUGUCCCCCCCUGUGGUCCCAGCUGCAGCCAUCCCCGUGUUCUCCGUGCCUCCCCAGCCCCCUGCCCCAGCUCUGCUAGCCCCAGUCACCACUGCCCCUCCUGCAGCUCCGCAGGCCCCGGUGGGUUUUGCAGCCCCAGGAUCUCCAGGGCCUGCCCCGGUUAGCCCGGCUUCUCCAGGAUUCCCAGCUCCGGUGUCACCUGGCCUGGCUGCUGCUUCUGCUGCAGUGACAGUGGCCCCUCUUGCCCCUGCAGUGAGCCCCAGUUCUCUCCCAGCUGCUCUCGCCUCUCCCAUGAAAACUGUUCCUGCUGCUGCCUCUGUGGGAGCUGCACCCCUGGCCCCACUCCCUGCCUCUGGAGCAGCCCCAACGCCUUUCCCAGCCUCUGGAGCAGCCCCACCACCUUUCCCAGCCUCUGGAGCAAACCCAGCUCCUCUCCUGCCUCCCCCAUCCCGUCCCCUUCUGGCAUCUCCCCCACCAGUGUCUCCCACUUUGCUGCCUGCUCCCCCUGUGGCAGUGUGUCCCCAGAGUCCGGGGUCACCCGCACUUCCCACAGUCCCAGUGUCUCCUGGAAUUCCUGCUUCCACCCCGCUGGCUUCUGUUCCAGCCUCUCCCCGAGCUCCAGCUCCAGCCCUGGUUGGUGCCAUCUCUCCUCCUGUCUUCCUGGCUGCCCCCAAAGCUCCCUUGUCACCCCCUAUCCCUCUGCUGCCAGCUGGGGUGUCCCCUGGGCAUCCUGCUGCUGCCCCACCAGGCCCAGCCCCUGGUGCCCCAGUCUCACCACUGGUCCCAGUUGCUCCUUCUGUUGCCAGGGCCUGUCCCGUGGGCCCUGCCCCAGUGGUCCCAUCUGUGGGACACCCAGUCCCUCCCUCGGUAGCCAGGACCCCUCCUGGGAGCCCGGCCCCACGGGCUGCACCUGUGGCUGCAGCAGCUCCGGUGGUUCCUGCCCUGUCCACACCUGCACUGGGAGCUGCCAGCUCUGUCCCAGGGCCUCUCACAAGCCCCAUGUUCCCAGCAGCAGCUUCUGUGUCUGCUGUCCCCUCUGCCAGCUGUCCCCCUGUCACACUGGCCAUCCCUCCUGUGGCCAAACCAGCUCCUGGGAGCCCAGUCACUGUCCCAGCUGCCCCCUCUGUCCCUUUCACACCAGCCAUGGCAGCUCCACCCUCUCCUGUGGCCAAACCAGCUCCUGGGAACCUGGUCACUGCCCCAGCUGCCCCCUCUGUCCCUGUCACACCAGCAGUGGCAGCUCCAGCCACCUCUCCUGUGGCCAAACCAGCUCCUGGGAGCCCAGUCACUGCCCCAGCUGCCCCCUCUCCUCCUGUCACACUGCCCAUGGCAGCUCCAGCCACCCCUCCUGUGGCCAAACCAGCUCCUGGGAGCCCAGUCACUGCCCCAGCUGCCCCCUCUCCUCCUGUCACACCAGCAGUAGCAGCUCCACCCUCUCCAGCUGCCCCUCCCUCAGCCAAAGAUGCUCCCAAGGGCUCUGUUGCUGCCACUCCAGUUCUCCCCACCGCAGCUCCAGCCACCCCACCUGCAGCCAAAACUGCUCCCAAGAGCCCUGUUGCUGCUCCCUUGUCCCCUGCCACUGCAACUCCUGCAGCUCCUGCAGCUCCAGCUGCGCCCCCAGCAGCCAAAACACCCCCAAAGAGCCCUGUCAAAGCCACCCCAACUCCAGCAGCCCCUGCUGAGGCCAAAACACCCCCAAAGAGCCCUGUCAAAGCCACCCCAACUCCAGCCACCCCUACUGAAGCCAAGGCACCCCCAAAGAGCCCUGUCAAAGCCACCCCAACUCCAGCAGCCCCUGCUGAGGCCAAAACACCCCCAAAGAGCCCUGUCAAAGCCACCCCAGCUCCAUCUACCCCCACUGAGGACAAAACACCCCCUAAGAGCCCUGUCAAAGCCACCCCAGCUCCAGCAGCCCCUGCUGAGGCCAAGGCACCCCCAAAGAGUCCUGUCAAAGCCACCCCAGCUCCAUCUACCCCCACUGAGGACAAAACACCCCCUAAGAGCCCUGUCAAAGCCACCCCAACUCCAGCCACCCCUACUGAGGCCAAGGCACCCCCAAAGAGUCCUGUCAAAGCCACCCCAACUCCAGCUUCUCCUGGAGCAGCCAAAAAGUCUCCCAAGGGCAGCCCCAUCACUGCCCCAUCUGCUCCUGUGGCUCCAGCACCUUCAGCUGCCCCUGCUGAGGCCAAAGCACCCCCAAAAAGCCCUGUCAAAGCUGCCCCUGCUGAGGCCAAAGCACCCCCAGAAAGCCCCAUUACAGCCACCCCACCUCCAGCAGCCAAAACAGCCCCAAAGAGCCCUGGCAAAGCCACCCCAGCUCCAGCAGCCCCUGCAGAGGCCAAAACACCUCCGGUUCCUGCCCAAGUGCCUUCCAAGGGCCCUGUUACAGCCACCCCAUCUCCUAGUGCCCCCCCAGCAGCCAAAACACCCCCAAAAAGCCCUGUCAAAGGCACCCCAGCUGCCCCUUCUGCAGCCAAAGGACCCUCAAAAAGUCCUGCUGAGGCCAAGGCACCCCCUAAGAGCCCUGUCAAAGCCACCCCACCUCCAUCUACUCCUGCUGAGGCCAAGGCACCCCCAAAGAGCCCUGUCAAAGCCACCCCAGCUCCAGCCACCCCUACUGAAGCCAAGGCACCCCCAAAGAGCCCUGUCAAAGCCACCCCAGCUCCAGCCACCUCCACUGAGGCCAAAACACCCCCAAAGAGCCCUGUCAAAGCCACCCCAGCUCCAUCUACCCCCACUGAGGACAAGGCACCCCCAAAGAGUCCUGUAAAAGCCACUCCCCCUCCAGGCACCCCCACUGCAGCCAAAGGACCCUCAAAAAGCCCUGCUGAGGCCAAGGCACCUCCAAAGAGCCCUGUCAAAGCCACUGCAGCUCCUGCAGCUCCAGCCACAGCUCCUGCUCCGGCCACGGUUGUUUCUGGUGCCCCUCCAAAGCCCCCAACCCCAGCAAAAGCAGACACCGGCCGUCCCGGCUCUGCCCCUGCCAAGAAGCAGCAGCCCCCCACCAAUAACAAGGUGGCCAAGCCGGCCACUUGCCCACCCCAGCCCAAAGCUCCUUCGAAGGCCCCGCUCAGCGCUGAGGAUGAGGACCUGCCGCCUCUGCUCCCCCCCGAGCCGCCCGUGCUGCUGGAGCUCUCUCCACCCGCGGGGGUCCCGGCCCCCCUGGCGCCGCAGCCCAUCCUCAAGAAUGACAAGGGGUCUGGCACAGAGUCCGACAGCGAUGAAUCCGUACCAGAGCUCGAAGAGCAGGACUCCACACAGGCCACGACACAGCAGGCACAGCUCGCGGCAGCAGCCGAAAUAGAUGAAGAACCCGUCAGCAAAGCAAAACAGAGCCGGAGCGAGAAGAAAGCUCGGAAGGCAAUGUCCAAGCUGGGCCUUCGCCAGGUGACAGGAGUCACCAGAGUCACCAUCCGGAAAUCCAAGAACAUCCUCUUUGUCAUCACAAAGCCAGACGUGUACAAGAGCCCGGCGUCAGACACCUACAUCGUCUUCGGCGAGGCCAAGAUCGAAGACCUGUCCCAGCAGGCUCAGCUGGCGGCCGCCGAAAAGUUCAAAGUGCAAGGAGAACCUGUUUCCAACAUCCAGGAAAACACACAGACCCCCACCGUGCAGGAGGAGAGCGAGGAAGAGGAGGUUGACGAAACCGGCGUGGAGGUGAAAGACAUCGAGCUGGUGAUGUCUCAGGCGAACGUGUCGCGAGCAAAGGCCGUGCGAGCCCUCAAGAACAACAGUAACGACAUUGUAAACGCGAUAAUGGAGCUGACGAUGUAGCCGCCGGAGGGAGGAGCCUUUUUUGGUGUUUCAGAGAAGAGUAAAAUACAACUAAAUUUAAAAUUUGUACUAUUUCUAUCGGUUAAUAAAAGUUGUGGCUUAUUGUUGGUGAAA
Molecule: messenger RNA, 4248 nt
Organism: Poecile atricapillus (Black-capped chickadee)
Lineage: Eukaryota; Metazoa; Chordata; Aves; Passeriformes; Paridae
Gene: NACA
Product: nascent polypeptide associated complex subunit alpha
Exons: 10
Coding region: 142-4134 (1330 amino acids)
Biological process (GO): protein targeting to membrane
Cellular component (GO): nascent polypeptide-associated complex; cytoplasm
Source: RefSeq, a predicted model, not a curated record